CGCGAAAAUAUCUUUCUCUCUCUAAAAGGAAAACCUGCCGCCGUUGGCCUCUUCCUACCCACAAACUCCUCCACGGAACUUACCAUUGAUAGCUGGAACUGAAUGUUUGGUCGCCGGGAAUUGGUAUCGACCGUCGACAUAUUUCCGUCAUCCGAUUCAGCAUUUAACACCUUCAUCCCGUUCAAUCUCUGACGUCUUCCCUCGAAACCUAACGGAGUAACGGAAACUACCCAAAAAAGGUUGGAGCAGGAAACUCGUCUUCGUUUUUUUCUCUUUAGCGAUACCUCCACCAAACACCUGGCUCUUUUAUCUGUGGAUAAUAUAUUUGUAUUUGUUUCACUGUUCUUUCUUCCCCCUCCUUCCUCCUAUCGCCCUGUAUUGGUUGCUCAAUUCGUUUGAUUUCUCGUUUCCUGUUAAUGAAGGGAUAGGUUCGAUUCAACCCUUCAUUCCCUGGAAAUUGGUUGAUCAAUCUAUGUUGGAGCAAUAGAUUUUGUGGGUAAUUUGUGGAUUUGAUCUCCGAAUGCGGUUUUAUCUACCUGGUUGUUCCUUGAAUUCUUUGAAAUUAGGAUUAUGAUCUCUCUGUAGGUUUUGUGCAACCGUAAAGUUUGGGACUUUUUCCUGCUAGCUACAAGGAAUCCAACAAUGGCUACUGCUGAAGCAAUUUUCCGAACUGGGUUGCCGCGGCUUCAUCAUUUCGAUCCUUUCUUUAAUUGUUCAAGCUCGUUCCUUUCUGUAAAGCCCAUCAAUGGUCGCUCCAGAAGAAGCAGGAGGAAUCAUUGCUCCAAAGCUGUAUUAAAAUGCCCUGCUAAGGUCUACGCAUGCCGUGGAAGCAUUGAUCCCCUUUCCUUUGGGAGGAUCAAUAAAUCCGCUGGAGGACCGGGUUCCAGCAGAUGCAAAUGCCAACAGCAGUCGGAAACUUUUGGCAGCGAUGGUGGAGGAAUGUCGAUUCCUGUGUUUGGCAUCAAUGGUGGAGGUCAGGAUUUUGCCCUGCUCCAGCAAUUGAAACCAGAAAAUGGAGACGUUGCAGUAGGGGGGAACGGUGGGAUGUUGGAUGGAAAUGGAACAGCUGCAACUAGUACAGAUGUGCAACUUAAGGGCGCCUCUACGAAUCCAAUUGAGGAUGAAGCUUGGGACUUGUUGCGUGCAUCUGUUGUGUACUACUGUGGUAACCCUAUUGGAACUAUUGCUGCUAAUGAACCAAACAGCAGCAAUGUAUCGAAUUAUGAUCAAGUCUUUAUUCGAGACUUCAUUCCUUCUGGGAUUGCUUUCCUUUUGAAAGGAGAGUAUGAUAUCGUGAAGAAUUUCAUUCUUUACACUCUGCAAUUGCAGAGUUGGGAGAAAACAAUGGAUUGUUAUAGUCCUGGUCAAGGGCUAAUGCCGGCUAGUUUCAAGGUUCGAACUGUUCCUCUCGAGGGUGAUGAAAAUGCCAGUGAAGAAGUCUUGGAUCCUGAUUUUGGUGAAGCUGCAAUUGGUCGUGUUGCACCGGUUGACUCUGGCUUAUGGUGGAUUAUACUCUUACGAGCUUAUGGAAAAUGCUCUGGCGAUCUCUCGAUGCAAGAGAGAGUAGACGUACAAACUGGGAUCAAAAUGAUUCUGAAACUUUGCCUUGCUGAUGGCUUUGAUAUGUUUCCAACCUUAUUGGUCACGGAUGGUUCUUGUAUGAUUGAUCGACGCAUGGGAAUUCAUGGGCACCCUUUGGAGAUUCAGGCCCUCUUUUAUUCAGCUCUACUAAGUGCACGUGAGAUGCUUGCUCCAGAAGAUGGAACAGCUGAACUCAUUACGGUCCUCAACAACCGUCUGGUAGCCUUGUCUUUCCACAUCAGAGAAUACUACUGGGUUGACAUGAGAAAACUGAACGAAAUUUACCGUUACAAAACUGAGGAAUACUCUUACGAUGCAGUCAAUAAGUUCAACAUCUACCCGGACCAGAUUCCACCCUGGUUGGUUGAAUUCAUGCCCAGCAAAGGAGGCUACUUGAUUGGAAACCUGCAGCCUGCUCACAUGGAUUUCCGUUUCUUCUCUCUGGGGAACUUGUGGUCCAUAGUGAGCAGUCUUGCAAACAUGGAACAGUCCCAUGCUAUAUUGGAUCUUUUUGAAUCAAAAUGGGAAGAUUUAGUGGCUGAGAUGCCUUUCAAAAUCUGCUACCCUGCUUUAGAAGGCCAGGAAUGGCGUAUCAUCACAGGCAGUGAUCCGAAAAACACACCUUGGUCUUACCAUAAUGGUGGUUCUUGGCCAACUUUGCUGUGGCAGCUCACUGUGGCAAGCAUCAAGAUGAACCGACCAGAGAUUGCAGAAAGAGCAGUGGAGCUUGUCGAGAAGCGGAUCUCCAGAGACAACUGGCCAGAAUAUUACGAUACCAAGCGAGGGAGAUUCAUCGGAAAGCAGUCGAGGCUGUUCCAGACCUGGUCGAUCGCAGGCUACCUCGUAUCGAAGCAGCUGCUGGCCAACCCUGAUUCAGCAAAGAUUCUGAUGAACGAAGAAGAUUCAGAAAUCGUGAAUGCCUUCUCUUGCAUGAUCGGUUCCAACCCUAGGAAGCAGCGUGGCAGAAAAGCAGUUAAGCAGCCCUUCAUUGUAUGAGUGAAUGGAAGGUUCAGUUUGUCAUGUUUAUAGGGAGGCAAAAUGAUCCUGAAUCUGGGGAGAGUUUGUGAUGUUAAGAGGGUUGUUUCAAAAAGGUUAUAUUGCUUUGACCUUGUCUAGGUCACUGUAAAUAUUGUGCAUUCAUUUUGGGGAAGGAUAGUUAUGACUUAUGAACUUGGUAAUAAUACUACUCUGCAAAUUUGCCAAAUUCAGGUGCUGAAGAAGUAAAAUUUACAGUCUGUGAUGUGCUUAU
Linum tenue is the source of this 2830-nucleotide messenger RNA. Lineage: Eukaryota; Viridiplantae; Streptophyta; Magnoliopsida; Malpighiales; Linaceae. The record is from the annotation of a GenBank genome assembly.